AUGGCUGUGGAUUCGUGGGCGACGCGGAACCCGUUCUUUGAGGACGGGCUCCAUGCGUGGUACGCGUUACGAGGCGGCGACGACACGUGUCGCCUCGUGAUGAGCGAGAGUGCAUCACGCGAGAAGGCGUGGCACGGCAUGACGCAGGAUGUUUUAAGUCGGCUCGGUGUGCAGCGGUGCGCAGCGGUGCUGAUGGGUCGCAAGGAGGCGUGGCACGGUAUAGCGCAGGACAUUCACAGGCGUCUCACGCCCCACUGCCGUUACAACGUCACUGCUGACGUCAGCGUGAGGGACUCUGGUAGGAAUAUAGCAGCUGCAGCGGCGGCAGCGGUGGCAGGAGGAGGAGUGAGAGGGAGAGGGGGAGAGAGGGGGGCGGGAGGAGCGGUAGGGGAGGGGGUGGUAGGGAGGCAGGCAGUACCAGUGCUGGUGACGGUGCGAUGGGAUUUCGAAGAAGGAUCUGAAUACAACCAAGCAUGCAGGGCCAUGGUGAAAGAGGGCCAGUGGGUGAGGCUGCAAGGGCACUUCACCGCUCCACACCGCAUUCCACUCAAAGUGACAGCUUACAUCGAGGGUCCCCCUCCCGCAUUCGACCUCCUUAUUAGCCUUUUCGCUAUAGUCCCAGCCUCCGACCCACAGCCCACCUUUCCCCCUCUUCCACCCACUACUGCUGCUGCUGUGAACAUUCCCCUUCCUCUUACUCCUCAGGACAUCGCAGCAGCCAAUCAGAGCCCUGAAAGCAGCACUGCCCGGGCUGAUGACAGCGCUGACGGUGGGCCAAUUCGUCGGUCUGUGACGUAUGCUGUGAGCGCGUGGGUGCGUUUGGGGAGAGACAGACAGCACAAAGAGCGCGGGCGGGGAGAACAGAAAAUCCUCCCCCUCUUUGCAAGAAAGGAAAAAAAAGGAGAGGAAGGAGGGGCAGAAGAAACGGAGGCAGCAGAGGCAGAAGGAGUGGAGGAAAGGGUGAAAUCACAUGCAGUGAACAUCGCACUAGGGGUGGAUGGGGGAUGGGUAAAUGCUGGUUCGGUAGAAGCUUCCGGGAAGGAGUGGGUGCGGUGCUGGGGGUCGUUUCGCCUAGAGAAGCCGUACAGGCAAGCAGUGCUGUACGUGCAGGGCCCGCCGCCAGGUGUCAGCAUUCAAUUGGCCGAUGUGCACGUGGUGCCUGUGGAGUGGCGGGAGAGGGUGCCAUGGCUGCGCGAGCAAGCAGACAGGCUCCGCAAGGGAUCACUGCGUCUCGGCCUCCUCUCCGCCGCCGGCCAGCCAAUCCCGUGCGCCCACGUGUCAGCCAAUCAGACGCGCCGUGCCUUCCCCCUGGGCACCUGUGUGAACUCGAGGGACCUGCUGGGGAACCCACGCUACCAGUCCUUCUUCCUUUCCCGAUCCCAGGGAGGGGGAAUGGGAAACGAAAAGGAUCCACAGAUUUUUCGUGAGGGAAAGGGAAGCAGGUUGAGUGGGAGUGGGAGUGGGGCGUGGUUCAGCUGGGGCGUGUGUGAGAACGAGCUCAAGUGGACGAGUGUGGAGGCGAGGCAAGGCGAGGAGGACUGGAGGGACGCUGAUGCCAUGGUGACGUGGAUGCAGGUGUGUGUGGUGAUAGCUGGGGGUGAGAGUGGGGAUGGGGAUGGGGAUGGGGAGGGGGAUGGGGAUGGGGAUGGGGAUGGGGAUGGGGAUGGGGAUGGGGAUGGGGAUGGGGAUGGAUAUGGGGAGGGGGAUGGAGAUGGGGAUGGAUAUGGGGAUGGGGAUGGAGAUGGGGAUGGAUAUGGGGAUGGGGAUGGAGAUGGGGAUGGAUAUGGGGAUGGGGAUGGAGAUGGGGAUGGAUAUGGGAAUGGGGAUGCAAGGACGAGGAGAGUGGAUUGUGGGGAAUUUCGUUAUGCUAUUGACAGCAGAGUCACAUCCUUCCUCACCCACUACCCCAACUGUUUUUCCACAUGGAUGUCAACAACGAGAUGCUUCACGGGGAUUGUUCUCCUCUCGCUGCGGCCAAGCUACUCUUCUCUCACCUACCUUCCCCAUCCCACCCCUCCCCCCUACACAGAAGCUAUUGACAACAGAAUCACAUCCCUCCUCUCUCGCUACCCCAACUGUUUCUCUCACAUGGAUGUCAACAACGAGAUGCUUCACGGGGGAUUCUUCUCCUCCCGCUGCGGCCCAUCCAUCAUUCCCCGCAUGUUCCAGUUCGCCGCCCAAAUCGCGCCCUCCCUCGUCCUUUUCCUCAACGAGUACCACAUAGAGGACGGCGAAGACGAAAAGAGCCGCCCGGAAAAGUACGCGCAGUUCGCCCGCCAGCUCAUCGCCAGCGGGGCGCCAGUUGGCGGGCUCGGCACGCAGUGCCAUAUCAGCGCGCCAGUUGGCGCCCACAUGCGGCAUGCAUGGAACAUCCUGGCAGAUGUAGGGUUACCAGUUUGGGUUACAGAGCUAGAUGUGAGCUCUGUAGACGAAAAAGUGAGGGCGGAUGAUUUGGAGAUUUGUCUAAGAGAGGCGUUUGGGCAUGGGGGAGUAGAAGGGGUGGUGCUAUGGGGUUUUUGGGAAGGUUCCGGCUUGGAUCGACCGUCCAUGUCAAGGAAAAACGCACACUUGGUGCGUUCUGAUUGGUCGUUGACGGAGCCGGGGGAGAGGCUGGAAAGGUUGCUAGAGGAAUGGACGACAAGGGGUGUGGUGGGGAGGACGGAUGAGGAGGGGUGGUUUGUGGUUGAGGGGUUUGCAGGGGAACUCCCCGUCGUCCAUUCCUCCCCUCGCUCCCCGCCCCCCUCUCUUACGAUUAUUCCAGUGCUAGCAGGCUUCCCCACCGCCCCCAUCAACGUGCACCUCGGGAUCUCCCGGUACCCCGCACCCCGCCCCUCCUCCCGUCCCUCAUUUCCCUCCACAAUCCCCCUCCUCCCCCUUUCCCCCCUCUUCUCCCUCAUCCCCCCUCUCCCCCAGAUCCCCCAUCAACUCGCACCUCAGGAGCGCCUUCCCCCACAACCCCACGCUCAUUCCUUCCCCUCCACUCUCCACCCGUCACUCCCCCCUCCCCCCACGUCCCCCAUCAACCCGCACUGUGGGAUCUCCAUUCCCCUUACCCCUUCAAUCAUUUCCUUUCCACCCCUUCCCCCUAUCGCCCCUAGCUGUUUUGUGUUGGCAGGCUUCCCCACCUCCCCCAUCAACCCGCACCUCGGGAUCUCCGCGUCGGGAUCGGUGCCGCCCGGUGCCGCCCUCCUGCUGUGUGAUGACGUGGCAGCAGAAGGAAGCUUCCUGCUGCUGCACCUCCUCAAGUCGCACCUGCUGCUGCCGCCCCCAGAAGGGGGAGGGGGGAGGGAGAGGCGGGGGGAGGAGCAGGGGGACGGAGGUUGCAGGGGAGGUGGGGAGGGGUGUGUGAGAACGGGAGUUCACUUCACCGACCUCUGCAGGCAGCAUCGCCUGGCCAUCAUUGACGGCCAAUCACAGGCCUACACGUGGCAGCCUGGUGGCUUAGAUCAUGCACGAGUGUGUCAGCAGCAAAAGGAAAUGCCACAUCAACAGGAGCCGCAGCAGCAGCAGAAUCAUCAUCAGCAGCAGCAGCAGCAGGCAGGAGUGUACCAUUUCUCUCCACCAGUCCCCUUCUCUCCUCCCUCUCACCCGCCCUCUCAUGCACCCCCCACCAACAACCCGCCUCACUCUGCCAACCCCCUUCGCGCCCUCUACUCCUCCAUCUGCUCUGCUGUCACCUCCCUUGGCUGCCCCCUCCACUCCUCCCAACCACCCCAUACCCCUUCCCACCCUGCUGAACCCCUUUCUCACCCUGAUCUCACUGCACUGACUCAACCUGCUGCUGAUGCUGCUUGUUCUGGUGCUGGAGCUGCCACGUCACCAUCUGGGGCUGCUGACGUGGCACCUGCAGCUCGGUGUGGCGGCCAGCUGUGCAUCGUGAUUGAUGAUGUGUCGUUGCUGGAGACGUGCGCGGGCGGCGAUUCUCGGCUGGUUAUGGACUUUCUGUCCGCAUGCCGUGGCCUAUGCACUAAGCACCAUAGAGCCUCCCUUGUGCUGCUCACCCAUGCAGCUGUCCACCCAACCACCUUCACCUUCGCUGCAACCCCACCACUGCCACUCCCCACCCUUUCCUCCUCCUCCACUUCCUCCCCGAUCGCCUCUCCACCCAUCCUGCCCUGGCUGCUCCAUCUCUCUGACGUGCUCGUGCUGCUGAGACCGCUCACAUCAGGCCAUGCAUCGGACAUCCAUGGGCAGACAGAUAUCGUGUAUCUCACUCCCACGCUGCUGCACGGCCCAUCACAUGGGAACGACGCAUCCGCCCCCUCACUCCCCAUGUUCCUUUCCCCCUCACUCCCCAUGUUUCUUUCCCCCUCACUCCCAAUGUUCCUUUCCCCCUCACUCCCCAUGUUCCUUUCCCCCUCACUCCCCAUGUUUCUUUCCCUUUCCCUGUCAUGUUUCUUCCCAUGCCACACCGGGCGGACAAUGUUCAUCUCACACCCACACUGCUGCACGGCCCAUCCCACAAGGAUGGUGGUUGAUCGUAACACUAACUUCAGAUGUCCUUGCUGCUGCUAUUGUGCUCCCUGCCGUCCCUCUUCCCUGCCUUCGCCAUACCAGGCAGACAUCGUGCAUCUCACACCCACGCUGCUGCACGGCUCACCACACGGGGAUGACUCACACCACCCUGCCUGCCAGCAGCAGCACCUGGUGUAUCAGAUCACCGACACUGGCGCUGUGUUUGCUGCCACACAAUAG
Messenger RNA from Closterium sp. Naga37s-1, 4695 nucleotides. The record is from the annotation of a GenBank genome assembly. Lineage: Eukaryota; Viridiplantae; Streptophyta; Zygnematophyceae; Desmidiales; Closteriaceae.